AUGUCUAGCCUUGACCGACCGAAGAUUGAGCUCAAGCCGGCUGCUGGUAACAAACCAGCCGUCGUGAUGCAAUGCAAGGACGAAGAGCAGUGCUUUGACACGACUGGCAAGGCAAUUUUGAAGGAUACAGAGAAUGCAGUUCAGAAGGAGCAUGAGAUGAGCCUUCGAGAUGCGAUCCGCAAAUACCCUCAAGCUAUCUUUUGGUCUUCAUGGUUCUCAGCAGCUGUCAUUAUGGAAGGCUUUGACCACUCAUUCAUCUCGGGAUUCAUUUCAUUCCCCGCAUUUCAAAAGCGCUAUGGGGUUGAAGUGUCGCCCGGCGAAUUUGAAAUCCCCGCAGAGAUGCAAUCUGGCAUCUCCAAUGGUACUCAAGCAGGUGAGAUCAUCGGAUUGCUUAUUUGUGGUCUGCUUGUCGACCGGUUUGGCUCGCGAUGGAUCAUGAUAGCCUGCCUCUUUUUGUUGAUCUGCUUUGUCUUCUUGCAGUUCUUCGCCGCAAAUAUCAACAUGUAUCUUGGUGCCGAGAUUCUUCUGGGCGUACCGUGGGGCGCAUUCCAGUCACUCACAAAUGCUUACGCCGUGGAGGUUUGCCCUGGCACUCUCAGAUCAUACCUUACAAUGCUUGUAUCUAUGUUCUGGAGUAUCGGCUACUUAAUCGGCACUGGUGUGUUGCGAGGCUUCCUUGGCAUGACAACCUCCGCUGCUUAUAAAAUCCCGUUUGCACUGCAGUGGGUUUUUCCUGUUCCCCUGAUCAUCGGGAUUUAUUUCGCUCCCGAGUCUCCUUGGUGGUAUAUUCGAAAGGGGCGUCGCGACGAUGCCGAAAAGUCACUACGAAGGCUUCGAUCGAAAAAAUAUAUUGACGACGGUGAAAUUUCCGAGACCCUCGCCAUGAUGGAAUAUACAUAUCAAAUCGAAGCCGAGAUGAAGCAAUCUAGCACAUACUGGGAUCUCUUCAAAGGCGUUGACCUUCGGCGCACAGAAAUUUGCAUCUGGACAUAUUCUGCCCAGGUUUGGUGUGCAGCACUUGUGGCAUAUAUUGUUUAUUUCUUGGAGGAAGCAGGACUUCCUGAUAGCGCAUCUUUCGAUUUCGGAAUGGGAGAGUAUGCACUAGCCAUUGUAGGUGUCUUUGUUGCAUUCUAUUUUGUUCCUCGGGUUGGGCGACGCAGACUUCUUCUGUCUGGUAUCCUCUUUAUGGUGGUGACAACGUUUGUGAUCGGAUUUCUUGGGAUACCUGGCACCACCAAUCAUCCUGCACUGGCCUAUGCAAUUGGAAGUAUCCUCCUAGUUGAAUAUUUCGUUUACUUCAUCUCUAUCGGCCCUGUCGUCUAUACGAUAGUAGCAGAGAUUCCAUCCAACACCCUCCGAUCCAAGACCAUCGUGGUCGCUCGAGCCACAUACAACACAAUCGCACUGAUAAAGGGCCAGAUCUUACCUCGCAUGAUUUCAACUGCUUCCUGGAACUGGGGCGCUAAAAUGGCUUUUUUCUGGGGGGCUUUCAUGCUGAUGAUCCUGAUAUGGGUGUACUAUCGCCUGCCCGAGACGAAAGAUAGAGCCUUUGUGGAGAUUGAUAUCUUGUUCAAGAACAAAGUGUCCGCCCGGGAUUUCAAGAAAGCUCAGGUAAACCUCACGAGCGAGAGUGUUGAAAAACCUUGA
Penicillium pulvis is the source of this 1647-nucleotide messenger RNA. RefSeq lists its product as uncharacterized. NCBI's taxonomy places the organism in Eukaryota, Fungi, Ascomycota, Eurotiomycetes, Eurotiales, Aspergillaceae. The transcript has a single exon. Gene Ontology annotation, cellular component: membrane. The coding region runs from base 1 to 1647 and encodes 548 amino acids. Gene Ontology annotation, biological process: carbohydrate transport; transmembrane transport. Gene Ontology annotation, molecular function: carbohydrate:proton symporter activity. The record is from RefSeq and is a predicted model, not a curated record.